AUGGAUCAGAAUUUCUCAACGGUUCAAGAUGGCAAGCAGCUGCUACCAGAGAGAGACUCGUCCAAACGUGUGCUGACGGGAUGCUUCCUCUUCCUCCUCAUCUUCACCACGCUGCUAGGCAACACACUUGUGUGCGUUGCCGUCACCAAGUUCCGACACCUAAGGUCGAAGGUCACCAACUUUUUUGUCAUCUCGCUGGCCAUCUCCGACCUUCUGGUAGCUAUCUUGGUUAUGCCGUGGAAGGCGGCGACUGAGAUCGUCGGGUUUUGGCCGUUUGGUGCUUUCUGCAACGUAUGGGUGGCGUUUGACAUCAUGUGCUCCACUGCCUCCAUCUUGAACCUGUGUGUGAUUAGUGUAGACCGUUACUGGGCCAUCUCAAGCCCAUUCCGCUAUGAACGCAAGAUGACCCCAAAAGUGGCAUGUCUGAUGAUAAGUGUGGCGUGGACCUUGUCGGUCCUUAUCUCCUUCAUUCCUGUUCAGCUUAACUGGCACAAAGCUCAGACCACCAGCUACGCAGAGCUAAAUGGAACAUACAUCGGCGAUCUGCCCCCUGACAACUGCGACUCCAGCCUUAACAGGACCUACGCCAUCUCCUCCUCUCUUAUCAGCUUCUACAUUCCUGUGGCUAUUAUGAUCGUCACUUACACCCGGAUCUACCGCAUUGCCCAGAAACAGAUACGGAGAAUAUCUGCCCUGGAACGGGCAGCAGAGAGUGCCAAAAACCGUCACAGCAGCAUGGGGAAUAGUUCGAGCAUAGAGAAUGAGAGUUCAUUCAAAAUGUCGUUCAAACGAGAAACCAAAGUCUUAAAGACGCUCUCAGUCAUCAUGGGAGUGUUUGUGUGCUGCUGGUUGCCCUUCUUCAUCCUUAACUGCAUGGUUCCGUUCUGUGAGCCGGACGGUGCCACGGACUUGCCCUGCAUAAGCUCGACCACCUUCGAUGUGUUUGUGUGGUUUGGCUGGGCAAAUUCCUCGCUUAACCCCAUCAUCUAUGCCUUCAACGCCGACUUCCGCAAGGCCUUCUCCAUCCUCCUGGGCUGCCACCGGCUCUGCCCGGGGAGCAACGCCAUCGAGAUCGUCAGUAUUAACAACAACAUGGGCGCCCCUACCUCGAACCCCAACAAUCAGUAUCAGCCCAAGGGUCACAUUCCAAAGGAGGGCAACCAUUCAGCCAGCUAUGUGAUCCCCCACAGCAUCCUGUGUCAGGAGGACGAGUUACAGAAGAAGGAUGGAUGCGGAGGGGAGAUCGAGGUGGGCAUGGUAAACAACGCCCUGGAGAAACUCUCCCCAGCUAUCUCUGGGAAUUUAGACAGUGAUACUGAGGUCACACUGGAAAAGAUCAAUCCCAUAACACAGAAUGGACAGCAUAAAACCGCGUCAUGUUGA
Messenger RNA from Perca flavescens (yellow perch), 1383 nucleotides. It is a transcript of the gene drd1b, whose product is annotated as dopamine receptor D1b. Bases 1 to 1383 code for a protein of 460 amino acids. The record is from RefSeq and is a predicted model, not a curated record. Gene Ontology annotation, biological process: G protein-coupled dopamine receptor signaling pathway; vasodilation; positive regulation of MAPK cascade. The transcript has a single exon. Gene Ontology annotation, molecular function: dopamine neurotransmitter receptor activity, coupled via Gs; G protein-coupled receptor activity. Gene Ontology annotation, cellular component: plasma membrane. Lineage: Eukaryota; Metazoa; Chordata; Actinopteri; Perciformes; Percidae.